AUGAUAGAAAACUCAACUGGUAAAGGUUAUUACAGUGAAACAAGAAAGGAAGAGGAUGAAAGUGGAGCAAUGAACAUAGAGAAAUUCUCCAACAAAGCAAUAGCAACAUCAUCAAGACAAUGGACAUCGUCAAGAAAUCCAAGAAUCGUGAGAGUGUCGCGUUCUUUAGGGGGAAAAGACAGACACAGCAAAGUGUGUACAAUAAAAGGAUUAAGAGACCGUCGUAUUAGGUUGUCCGUACCAACGGCAAUUCAGUUAUAUGAUCUUCAAGACAGGCUUGGUUUAAGUCAACCUAGUAAAGUUGUUGAUUGGUUACUUGAAGCAACUCAAUCUGAUAUUGAUAAGUUACCACCACUUGAUUUUAGUACUCAACAACAAACCCUAAGGUAUAAUUUGCAGAAUCCUCAACAAUCCAAUUUUUCUCUUGGAACUGCUUUUUAUGAUCAUCAUGAAAUCAAAGGUAAACAACCUGAAAGUUCUGCAGAAAAGGGUAACUAUUAUUGUUCUAAUUAUUCAUCAACUGGUUUUCCUUUUCCAUAUAAUAAUAACAUGGAUCUUUCAAGUACUCUAUCAUUAUCACAAUUUGGAGGCCAUCAUGCUAAUUUAUUUCAUCAAAACAGUAAUGGAAGUUCUAUGCAAUUUUCAUCUUCUUCUAAUUUGACAGUACCUAAUUCACAGUUACUUUUUUGCCCUCCUUCUGUUAUGCCAUCAUCACUUUUUAGUACCACUCAGAUUGCUCCAUCAAUGGAAACUGAUUUUCAAAGACAAUUCAACCAUGUUCAGAUCUUGAAUUCCUCAUCGACUACUACUUUCAUCCCGUCUCUUCAUCUUCCAAUCAAUUCGCCUUUUAGACGCAAUCAAACAAUGCCGUUCAUAAAUUCCAAGCUUCUUGAUUCAGAUCAUAAUAACACCAGAAAUGGAUAG
Messenger RNA from Vicia faba (fava bean), 924 nucleotides. NCBI's taxonomy places the organism in Eukaryota, Viridiplantae, Streptophyta, Magnoliopsida, Fabales, Fabaceae. The record is from the annotation of a GenBank genome assembly.